UCUCCAUGGAGAUAGACGUAUCUAUGAGAUUAAUAUAAUAUUAUCGUGUACGCAUACUUAUUAGCGCGUGUUCUGUGUAACUGUGUGAUAUGUGAUCAGAUAGUGAGACAAAUUUAAGGAUGUAUUUCAUUAUUAUUUUGAGCUUAUUGAUAAAAGAAUGUCUUUUACUACGAAUAGUACGCGUAUCUGUCCCUACAUACCGUGUGAGAGGUCAGCCAGCUCAGUUAGAUUGCGAGUAUGAAUUGGGUGACGACACACUAUACUCAGUGAAGUGGUAUAGAGAUAAUGAGGAGUUCUACAGAUAUUUGCCGAAAUAUGAUCCGCCAAAACACGCGUAUAAACUCGACGGUAUUAAAGUUGAUCUUUCAAAGUCAGACGAUCGCCACGUCGUGUUGCACCAGGUGACGUUGAAGUCGUCAGGUCUAUACAGAUGUGAAGUGUCGGCGGAAGCACCGAGUUUCGCGUCCACCGCCGGCGAGGGAAGAAUGGACGUCAUUUAUCUACCACGAGAGGGCCCGAGAAUAACUGGGAAUGAGCAAGAAAAUAGAGUAGGAGAUUCUCUCUUCCUAAACUGCACCUCAGGGCGAUCGUACCCUGGUGCGGUGCUCAGUUGGGAUAUUGAUGGUGAAAAGGUGACUGACCCAAAUCUUUUGGUCCAAUACCCACCAAUCCAGCACGCGCAUGGGUUGGUUUCAACAGCCUUGGGCUUGCUGGUGCCAACGGGGAAAACCAUGCAAGUAAAAUGCACGGCCAGAGUGGCUCCUGCUUGGCGGGAAGGCAGUGAAGCAGUGGUUGGUAAUAGCCAAGUAGCGGAUAGUAAAGAGGCCAUGUUAUUAGUGCGAAGUUCAGCCGUGGCGUCUACAUUAAGUAUAACAUUGUUAACACUUUCUCUUCUUCAAAUCCUCUUAACACAAUCAGAGACGUGAUGAAUUAUCUAUUAACUUACUUAUCUGUGGAAUAUAGAGGUCUAAACGUGUGCGGAAAGUUAUUGUCUAUGAUUUGUUUACUGUAUUCUGUGAAAAACAAGCCGUAUUUAUGAUUACAUUUUAAAUUUGGAAAAUAAGUUACCGUUAUCUGGGGGCCUCACAUGACGACUAGCUGACUAUUUAACUGUCCUGUUUUCGAACCAUAAACGAAAGAAGCCGGCGACAAUCUGGCAUUCUCUCACCGGUUAUGUUUUAGCCCAGAAAGUUGUAAGAAUAAAUAUACUAUACCAGAACAAUAAUUACGUAUGAUUUGUAAGCGAGAGAUGAUGUAACUGGUCAGUCACAAAUGGUUUCAUGAUACAAAUUAAACCCUGACAAACCUCGACUAUAAGUUGACAUGUCAGGCACUUGGUAGGUGUUUAUUAUCUUCAUGUUAGGCCUCCUGAUGGCCAGAUAUGUAUAAAUAAUUCAAAAUAUAGCGUAUUCCAAGGUCAUUAAUAUGGACCAGUAGAUUUAAGCUAGCUUAAACAGAUUUUUGCAUUAAAUAUGUUUUGGCAUAUUUAAGAAAAUGUCAUGAUAAUUUUAUCUUUAUUUCUGUAAGUAAGUUUGUGAUUCAUUUAACUGCCGCUUUGUUAUCGAAAACACAAUCCAACAUUAUAGAAAAAUAUAAAGAAGGAUCCCAUCAGUCUUUUUUAAUUGAAUAAUAGAGAAACGCAAACACAAAGUUGUAUUGCUUAUGGCUUUAAUAUAAUAUAUUCUAAAUGAAUUAAUUUAUAUGUCGCAGCCAACUAGCUUAAUUAGCCGUUCAAUUAACAGCCUAGCCUUUUAACUAAACGACGCCGUUUAACUAACGGCCUGAAAGAUAUUCAGCCGUUUGUUACAACAUUUAAUAAACUGGCUGGCUAAUGCUUAGGCCAUUCGUAUGAUAGAGUCAUUAUUUGGCGGAAAUAAAAAGAUAAAAAUAUGACAUAAAAUAUUAAUUUUAAAAUUAAAUUGCUUGAAUCAAAUUCACAUUAUUAUUGUCACUACACUCUUCAAUUUUACUUGUUGUUUUUCAUGAAACUGGAAAACAGUAUCAAAGUUGUGGUUUGCCGACGCCAUAUUGACGAUUUGAAAAAUGUCGUUUGUUUGAGUUUGAGAGUGAAAGGUGGAAUUAAAUUUAAAUUAACAGUCAACAGGCUAGGCAAGCAAUGAAACGUCAUCGUUCCAAGUCAUUUGCCUAGCUGUUUGAUCAACUGGCUGAACAACUUUCAGGCCACUAGUUAAAUGGCGCCGUUUAAUUAAACGGCUAGGCUGUUACUUGAACGGCUAAUUAAGUUAGUUGGCUGCGACAUAUAUACAUUGUGCGAAAUCAUAUCAGAGAUUAUGUUAAUUAUCAGUAUGAUGAUUAUUUGUAGAUGUCGAUAACAAAACGGCCUUAUUCGUAUGCUCUAAUUGUCGUAUCAUAUAUAAAGAUGGCGGUUUGCGCUGCGGCCAUGACAUGAGACCGAGACCAGGUACAGAGACAACAAACCACGACGGAUGUCUUGGUGCCUUCUGCAUGUUCUGUGGGUUAAUAUCACGAACAAAGCCACAACAGUAUUGUACUCUUUCGAUGGAGUCAGUUGUUAUUAUGUAUUACUAUGUACUAAAUUUACACUGUAAUAUCAAUAACUAUUCAAUUAGACUUUUUUGUGACCAUUAUCAUGAAUUAUUUCUAACCAUUUUCGCUACUUAUAUAGUAUAACUAACAUCAUAUAAGUCAGAGGCAUCUUUUUGUCUUCGGUCUCACGUUAUUGUCUGCUCCAUACAAAGUUUAAAAACAAGUGCCGCUCGCGUCUGUCUUUGUCUCUCUUGUUGCGGUCGCGGCGUGAACAGCCUUAACAACCUUAACGCGCCACGUUUAGAAUACUAAGUUAUUGCUGCAAGAAGGAUACUUGCCGAUUCUAUGCUUUUGAGGAACAUUUUUGCUUUGUUUUAUGAAAAUUGCGCAGUAUACGAAUGCAGGUAUCCUGUAGAUCAGUGUUUCCCAACCUUUUUGUACCAUGCCCCCCCUUAGCCAACCUAAAAUUCUUAUGUAAUAUGAGACAUACAUAAUAUAUAUGUAUAUUUUAAAAAAAA
This is a messenger RNA of Pieris napi, 3026 nucleotides long. RefSeq lists its product as uncharacterized. The record is from RefSeq and is a predicted model, not a curated record. The coding region runs from base 120 to 926 and encodes 268 amino acids. The transcript has 6 exons. NCBI's taxonomy places the organism in Eukaryota, Metazoa, Arthropoda, Insecta, Lepidoptera, Pieridae.